AUGGCAGCGGCAACAGUGGUCGAAAAUGAUCCGACGGCGAGCGAAGGCGGUGCCGCAUCAUUCUCGGAGCCGGAGGUCCACAGCCCUAUCUGGAACGAAUCUCAACUUCGAAAGUAUCCUUUCCAGACCAGACCGAUACCCAGACUCUCUCACACGGAUCCUAGAGCUGAGAUGCUCAUAAACAACGAGGUAAAGUGACACUUGUAAUGUUCUUGUUCGAGUCUGACAGCUAGCUCAAAUUAAGUAAAAUGGUAUUUGUCACAUGCGCCUAAUACAACGGGUGUAUACUUUACCGCGGAAUGCUUGCUUACGAGCCCUUCCCAACGAUGCAGUUAAAAAAUAAUAAGGAAAAUAAAAAAUUGUAACACGAGGAAUAAAAUACACAAGAAUGGAACUAUAUACCGUACAGGGAGUACAGUAUCAGAUCAAUGUGCAGGCCAGGGGUACGAGGUAUUUGGUGAGAAACAAAAUUAACUAGCUAACGAUAGCUAUAUAGCUAGCUGCUACAUUGUCAACUAACGUUAAUCAACAAGUAUUUUGUCUAGCACAUCCCUCCAGCUUGUAUCCUGUAUGUUGUUGGUAAGAUAGCCAAUGUCCUCUCAACUGAAUCAGCUGCCGGGCAAGCUAGCUAGCUAGCCAGCUAACACGAUUUUGACAGUGGUUCUAUUUUUUGUAUCCAGGUUUGUGCUGCAUGGAUCAAAUAUCAUGCAAGAGAGACCCCACUUGGUCUGGGUGAUAGUGGACAAGUCCAGUGUUCUUCCAACCUGGCCCUGGGGUCCUUCAUAGGGUGUGCAGUUCCUGUUCCAAUGUAUUAUGGCAGGGCUUGAUGAUCAGUUGAUUAGGUGAAACGGGUGUUUUUGACGCUGGACUGGAACACAAGCUUGGCUGUAGCCUAGGUUUUGGGCCCCAAGACCAAAGAACACAGGACUUGACAUGCAAGUCUGCAUGGGCAUGGCACUGCAGUGCAGAUAAUCAGUUUGGUGGUAACACAUAUCUGGCCUACCAUAGACUAUCUUAUUUUCAUAGGUAGCCUAUGAAGCAGACUUUUUUUCCCCUCCUGUCUGAUACUGUUUGUCAACCAGGUAAUCUGGACCCCUUGUUAGCAAGCUCCUCUCAGUAUACACGUGCCACCUCCCUUGCUUUAUGUUCAAUAAUAAAACAUCAUGCCUCCACUUGAAUGCUUCUCUCCAAAAGUCAGUCUGCAUUUACUACAUCUGAUAUGUCGUUGAUUCCCAUGAAAUUAUAUCGGCUAGUUGAUUUCUAACUUGACCUACAUCACAGAUAUGCAACAGUCACACCCUGUUAUAACACUGAAAUGCACGUACCACUAAGUAAAUAAAUAUUUCUGAUAUGAGUGUCUUUUGCAUCCAUUGAUCUGCCUUUCUUUGGAAUAUGAUUAUGUGAUGCCAGAUAUUAGGCUACAGCCUGGAAGAUCAAUGCUGGCUGUUAAUAUAUGGCAGGGACAUCUAGGCUAUUACUGUGUAAAUCGGUAACUGUUCACAUAACGGCGAACUGUAGUGAAUAUCAGUUAUAUGUCCCAUACACAAGGCUAGGUGCACAACAGUAUUGUGCAUGGGACAUAUAGGCCUAUACCUGUGGCAGACAUAACUGUGUUGUUUGCUGCGUGAUCUAUCUGCAAAGUAAACGUUUUCUGCAUGCAAAUUACAGGUUUUAUUCCUGGGUCUUUAUUCAGCUAUUUUAUUAUUAUCAUGCUGACACGAGCAGUUGCCAGCAUGAUUCAAAUAUAGCUUUUUUUGUGGUUGAGGAAAGUAGGCAUAGAAUGAUGGUGUUUCCACUAUUAUGACCUGUGGUGAACUCCCAGUGUACUCAGAUGGGAGAGGGGAAGAGAGGAGGAUGGGAGGAGAGGAGGGGUUGCGUUUUGACCAGACACAACAAUGUUGACUAGGAGGUGAAUGAGCUGUUUGAUUCAGAUUUACCGCGCGUUAAACAGUAGAGUACCGAAUAGAGUAGACCAACAAUUUGCUGUUGACAUUAAAUUAGUGUAAUAGCGUCUGUUUCACAUAAGUAAAAGUGAAACAACAUAGUCUGUUGAAAUGGAGCUUCCGUAUCCUAUUCAUAAUUAAUUUAGUAUCUUUUGCCUCUUGCUUCCGCCCUGCUUGCGGUCUUGCUGUAAAGGCUUCGCUAGUGAAAUUCAUUGCAGCGGCACAGCGCGCAUGUUCGUGCUACACAGCCUACGUUCCAACAGUCACGUAGCACUUGCCACUUGUGUCCAAUGGGACCAUCAAUCGCGCUGCCUGCCAGCGAACCGCAGUGUUGUUGAUACACAUAGCUUAUGCAGGCGCUUCCUAUUCCCCAGAAACAGGUGUGCCUUUCUUUGCUACGUGCAUAAGGAUCAUAUGUAUAAUGUAUUAAAAGCUAUUAAAUAUUGAUGAAUUCUCCAUGCAUUUAAUUUGGUCUGACUAUAGCCUAAAAAUUCAAUGCAUCAAAGGAAAACUGAUUAGAUGUAUAAUGAUAUUUAAUGCAUAUAACGUUAGGCCUAUCACUAUUAGGAAAACAUGUUAACAAAUAAUGCAAAAAGUUGAAUACGUUUUGUAUAAUUUAAUCAAAAUUGUUGCUUGCUUCAGUCCUAUAUUAUAACAAAUAAAAAGAUCAGAGUAUAUGCAGUCUUUUUCUAACCUAACAAAUCCUCAUUUUUUGGUUUCUAGGAACCAGUGGUUUUAACAGACACCAAUCUAGUGUAUCCGGCUCUCCAGUGGGACAUCCCGUACCUGCAGGAGAACAUUGGAAGCGGGGACUUCUCUGUGUACAUCGCAGAAAACCACAAAUUCCUCUACUAUGACGAGAAGAAAAUGGCCAACUUUGAGAACUUUGUACCCAAGUCUCGACGGAUAGACAUGAAAUUCUCGGAUUUUGUGGAGAAAAUGCAUAAAACGCAGGAAGAGGGAGGAGAUGAGAGGUAAUGUUAUUGUGUAAAUGGAUAUAUUAAACCAUCAUCUGAGGGAGGAUGAUCUGCUGUUUGAUCUGUUGUCCUGCUGCAGUAGAGCUAGGUCCUUAUGGACAGUUGAUGAAAAAGAUUAGAGACAUUUUAUCAGUACUGAAUAUGAGUGAAAGUAAUAUACAACUUCUCUUAUUUGAGUCACAAAACGUGUGCGUGUGUGUAAUAUGGCCAGAAUCAGAUGAAAUGCUAUCCAGUCUAGGUGUUUGCGUUGCAGGUGUGCUGCUCAUUAGUCGAAAGUCAAAUGUUGAGUGAGUCAAAUGAAAUCUAAUGCAGGAACUGAAGUAGCUAGCUGUCGAGAAUGACUAAGCAUUUAUACGGCAUCUUGGGAACACUUUGUACCAUUGCCACCUGACUGAGUUACAUGGCCUGGGAGACACACACACACAUCACUUACUGCACUGAGCCCCUUCCUUAAAGCUAAUGCUUGCUGCUUGUGUCCACGUACUGUAGAUUUAAUCAGUUAAAUGACGUUUUCUGUCACAUUAUAUAGUAGUGGUUUUGUGCAAUGUUUGUUGCAUGGCAUUACUGUUUUCUGAUUGAAAUCAUUCUUUGUGGUUUGGCAAGGAAUACUUUCUUCUGAGCCGAGUUGAACAUUUAUAUUGGCAAGACAAGCUUUAAUUUCCGAAUGCACGUAAACUUGCUGAGUACACUUGACUCCUGAUAAGUGCAAACUCUGUAUGUGCAUUGCAGUUCAACUGUCCCUAUUCAAUUGCAUUCCUCUUAAUUGCUCUGUAUAUCUGUGUUAUCCACUGGGCUUACAGCAGCAUAUUCACAACAGUUCCAAUCUGUUUUCUUUUAUCAGUUGUUGACUACAGUUACAGCAUUACCUCUUCUUUGGACUGCAUUAAUGACAGAGUGCCAUGAAGGACAGUCUUAUCCUAUCUUUGUGUCUCUAUCCAGAUUCUGCUCCACAACUAGCUCCAGGAGCACUGUACUUCAGCUCCCUCUGUGGCUGUGCUCCUUCCAAAAUAUGUGCAAAGCUGAAGAUCCAUUUCCAUCUCAGCAGAUGGACUAAUUCUAUUCUAUUCUGUUCAUCCUCCCAGGGUGUACCUGCAGCAAACCCUGAACGACACAGUGGGCAGGAAGAUCGUGGUGGACUUUCUGGGUUUCAACUGGAACUGGAUCACCAAGCAGCAGAGCAAGAGGAACUGGGGCCAGCUCACCUCCAACCUGCUUCUCAUAGGCAUGGAGGGUAAGAGACCUAGCCCUGGCCUAUAGGAAUGGAGGGUAAAGAGACCUAGCCCUGGCCUAUAGGAAUGGAGGGUAAGAGACCUAGCCCUGGCCUAUAGGAAUGGAGGGUAAGAGACCUAGCCCUGGCCUAUAGGAAUGGAGGGUAAGAGACCUAGCCCUGGCCUAUAGGAAUGGAGGGUAAGAGACCUAGCCCUGGCCUAUAGGAAUGGAGGGUAAAGACCUAGCCCUGGCCUAUAGGAAUGGAGGGUAAGAGACCUAGCCCUGGCCUAUAGGAAUGGAGGGUAAAGACCUAGCCCUGGCCUAUAGGAAUGGAGGGUAAGAGACCUAGCCCUGGCCUAUAGGAAUGGAGGGUAAGAGACCUAGCCCUGGCCUAUAGGAAUGGAGGGUAAGAGACCUAGCCCUGGCCUAUAGGAAUGGAGGGUAAGAGACCUAGCCCUGGCCUAUAGGAAUGGAGGGUAAAGACCUAGCCCUGGCCUAUAGGAAUGGAGGGUAAAGACCUAGCCCUGGCCUAUAGGAAUGGAGGGUAAAGACCUAGCCCUGGCCUAUAGGAAUGGAGGGUAAGAGACCUAGCCCUGGCCUAUAGGAAUGGAGGGUAAGAGACCUAGCCCUGGCCUAUAGGAAUGGAGGGUAAGAGACCUAGCCCUGGCCUAUAGGAAUGGAGGGUAAGAGACCUAGCCCUGGCCUAUAGGAAUGGAGGGUAAGAGACCUAGCCCUGGCCUAUAGGAAUGGAGGGUAAGAGACCUAGCCCUGGCCUAUAGGAAUGGAGGGUAAAGACCUAGCCCUGGCCUAUAGGAAUGGAGGGUAAAGACCUAGCCCUGGCCUAUAGGAAUGGAGGGUAAAGACCUAGCCCUGGCCUAUAGGAAUGGAGGGUAAGAGACCUAGCCCUGGCCUAUAGGAAUGGAGGGUAAAGACCUAGCCCUGGCCUAUAGGAAUGGAGGGUAAGAGACCUAGCCCUGGCCUAUAGGAAUGGAGGGUAAGAGACCUAGCCCUGGCCUAUAGGAAUGGAGGGUAAAGACCUAGCCCUGGCCUAUAGGAAUGGAGGGUAAAGACCUAGCCCUGGCCUAUAGGAAUGGAGGGUAAGAGACCUAGCCCUGGCCUAUAGGAAUGGAGGGUAAAGACCUAGCCCUGGCCUAUAGGAAUGGAGGGUAAGAGACCUAGCCCUGGCCUAUAGGAAUGGAGGGUAAGAGACCUAGCCCUGGCCUAUAGGAAUGGAGGGUAAGAGACCUAGCCCUGGCCUAUAGGAAUGGAGGGUAAAGACCUAGCCCUGGCCUAUAGGAAUGGAGGGUAGAGACCUAGCCCUGGCCUAUAGGAAUGGAGGGUAAGGAACUGAGGGGUUUAUAAGAAUGAAGGGUAAGCAGGGUUUUCCCAGGAUGUUUUAACAAGGUUGGUGCUGCUGAGUACGGGGGAGGGGGGGAUGGGAGGCCCGGAGGGAGUCAGUGCCCCCCUUUUGACUCAGAGAUUUUUGCGGCUUUUAACACCUGUAACCGCCAUUUCCUGCAAUCUAGAUCCAUAAAUGAUAACAAAUAGUUUUUCUUUUAAAGUUACAAAAUCAGCACCACUUUUACAUUCUUUGGGGAGAACCCUGGUAAGGAAGGGACCCUGGGGCUUUUAGGCAUGGGGACCAUGGCUAGUAGGUGAUUUCUCUAGUCAUAUUAGACAAGGAAAUUAUAAAUAGUAUAUCUACAAUGUGGGUGCCAUAUAUCGCUGAUGGAAAGAGUGAAGUAUCCUGUAUCAAUGUGCAGUAAAAAGCCUUGUGGAAAGGGCAUUAUGAAAGAAAUCCACUCGCCUUAAAUAAGCUGAAAUUAGCUUAAGGGCAUUGCUCCUCCACAGACAGACAGGUAAUCCUGUGAUCUGCUCAAUGUUUGUAGGCAACGUGACGCCAGCCCAUUACGACGAGCAGCAGAACUUCUUUGCACAAAUCAAAGGUUACAAGAGGUGCAUCCUGUUCCCUCCCGACCAGUUUGAGUGUCUCUACCCCUUCCCUGUUCACCACCCCUGUGACAGACAGAGCCAGGUAAACCCUACUUUUUGAUUUAAUUCAUUUGACAAUUUUAAAACAAUCAACCAGACGUGGAUACAAUGUAAUCAUAGAGGAUAACACAUCAAGGAAAACGUAUUUCAAUUGUGGUCCCUUUUGAAACCGGUAAGAAGGUUUGUGGAAUAGGCCAAACACAACAGCGUGUUUGAUUUGAUAUGCAGUGGCUUUUCUGUUUCUCAACUGUUUCUGUUUGUUUUUAAUUUAUCUUACUAACAGCAAGUUUGCUUUCGCCAUUUGUAGGUUGACUUUGAGAACCCUGACUAUGAGAGGUUUCCCAACUUCAAGAAUGUGGCGGGCUAUGAGACUGUGGUGGGCCCUGGAGAUGUUCUGUACAUCCCCAUGUACUGGUAGGAGCUGCUUUACACUGUUCUACCUAGUAGUAUGUGUGUGGUGGGAUCCCAUGUACAGUACAGUGUGUAUUGGUAAGAGUAGUUCUGUACUGUGUCUGAAAAUAGACAGUUUUUGAUGUUGUUUUCUCACUGAGGAUUCUGUCGCUGAAAUGCCAACACUGUGCCAUUGUGGAACCAGGCUGGUCAGUUUGACCUGUUGGUGACAUUGUAAAUGAUCUGAGAAUCCUGCUCUGUUUUCAUUUCAUGGCUAAUUCAGGUGGCACCAUAUUGAGUCCCUGCUGAGUGGUGGAGUGACCAUCACUGUCAACUUCUGGUACAAGGUAAUGUAUGUGCUCACUGAAAUAUGCCAACAUGUAUCACCAUAUCAGUAUAAUUUUUACUACAUUCAUGUCAACUAAUGUUGUGGCACCCCGAAGAAGGCAGUAUUACAGUCAAAAUAUUGGUUAAAUGAAUUGAAUAACUUUGCAUUGAAGGAUAGAUUUCUCACUGUGCAGUCUUCACUAGUCAUUUUAAAUCAGCAUGGAUCACCUUGAUACAUUAGAGGACAUGUUAUAUUUCUGUCCUCACUACAUGAUCUGUCAUUCCCCCAGGGUGCACCCACGCCCAAGAGGAUAGAGUACCCACUGAGAGCUCAACAGAAGGUGGCCAUCAUGAGAAACAUAGAGAAGAUGCUAGGGGAGGCACUGGGAGACCCACACGAGGUACUGAAACUGGACAAAUGAGGAAUAUUCUGAUGGUAUUUAUUUAUGGGAGAUCUAGCCUGGUAUGUUAAAGCAAUUGUACACGAGAGGCCGUGGGUUUGGACUUUUUUAGCACGGCUGUGCUGCGGUCGUAGGUACGAGGUAAAGCCCACCCAUCACAAUGCUUGUUUUCACCAACGAGUUGUAGAAAGCCUGGUAUUUGAAUGCACUGGCUACUUUAGGCAUAUCUGGCAUGAUGUCAUAUAUCUGGGCAUGACAGCCAUAAUGUCAUAUAUCUGGGCAUGACAGCCAUAAUGUCAUAUAUCUGGGCAUGACAGCCAUAAUGUCAUAUAUCUGGGCAUGACAGCCAUAAUGUCAUAUAUCUGGGCAUGACAGCCAUAAUGUCAUAUAUCUGGGCAUGACAGCCAUAAUGUCAUAUAUCUGGGCAUGACAGCCAUAAUGUCAUAUAUCUGGGCAUGACAGCCAUAAUGUCAUAUAUCUGGGCAUGACAGCCAUAAUGUCAUAUAUCUGGGCAUGACAGCCAUAAUGUCAUAUAUCUGGGCAUGACAGCCAUAAUGUCAUAUAUCUGGGCAUGACAGCCAUAAUGUCAUAUAUCUGGGCAUGACAGCCAUAAUGUCAUAUAUCUGGGCAUGACAGCCAUAAUGUCAUAUAUCUGGGCAUGACAGCCAUAAUGUCAUAUCUGGGCAUGACAGCCAUAAUGUCAUAUCUGGGCAUGACAGCCAUAAUGUCAGAUAUCUGGGCAUGACAGCCAUAAUGUAAUAUCUGGGCAUGACAGCCAUAAUGUCAUAUAUCUGGGCAUGGCAGCCAUAAUGUCAUAUAUCUGGGCAUGACAGCCAUAAUGUCAUAUAUCUGGGCAUGACAGCCAUAAUGUAAUAUCUGGGCAUGACAGCCAUAAUGUCAUAUAUCUGGGCAUGGCAGCCAUAAUGUCAUAUAUCUGGGCAUGACAGCCAUAAUGUCAUAUCUGGGCAUGACAGCCAUAAUGUAAUAUCUGGGCAUGACAGCCAUAAUGUAAUAUCUGGGCAUGACAGCCAUAAUGUAAUAUCUGGGCAUGACAGCCAUAAUGUAAUAUCUGGGCAUGACAGCCAUAGUCAGAAGAGUUGGCUAAACCUAAGAACAAACUUAUCUGGACCAGGCUGCCAAAGAUCCCAUAGACACACUAGUUCCAGAGCUAGAACAUGACUACAUCAUUUUUAGAACAUCAAAUUACAUUUCACAGCUCUGAGAUCCCAAUGAGAUUCCAUUGAGAUGAAGAUUCUCGCUGGUUCCAUAACUAGAACAUGACAUCAAAUGAAUGACAUUCCAUUUGGCUGCUCUGUAUUUAGUUGGUCCCGUAGGAAUAGUGCAGAAAGCAUGCCAUGCCCGGAAUCUUUACGGCUCCGGAACGCUGACCCUGAUAGCAACCCAAUUACUGUGAAUAUUUAUGGUCUACCUGAUUUAGCACAGAGUGAAUGGAAGAAGGGGGGAGAUGUGGUACAGUACAAAGACAGGAGGACAGGACACUCAGUGAAACAACGCUAUAGCUACAAUAUCUUACCUAAUAGUAGGCACUAAAAGGUUUUCAACAACUGACUUGUUUUAUUGCAACUGUGUUUUAAUGCAUCUAUGUGCUUUCUGUUCCGUAGGUUGGUCCUUUAUUGAAUAUGAUGAUUAAAGGCCGAUAUGACCAGGGAUUCAGCUAGGUACUGCCUCAAAACUGUCUGUAUGUGUGUUUGUGCGUGCCCAGGACAUACACCUGAUUGUGUGUUUGUAGGUGAGCGUGUGUGUGCAGACACGUGUUUGUGCAUUCAGACUGUUGAGCUAGCAGUGACUUGGCCAAUCAGCCAUUUUGACUCUGUUUUGAUUGUCUGGGAGCCAUAAUCAUCGCAACUUCAGCCACCAGUGGGAAGACAAUAGUGGACGGACGGACCAGCCAUGGAGACCCUCAUGUAGUAUGCUGUCAGAGAGUGCUACUCAGUUGAGGAACUGUGUAAACUACACAAUGUAGAGUUGUGGUAUUUUUGUGGGAGUCGAGCGAUAGGCAGCCGUGUAGGUAUCAAAGAAUAACCCCCAAACACCCUCAAAGUGGAAGUUGCCCAUAAUUAACCACUGAUGCAGGGUCAGAUAUUAGACAUUCUAUCAUCACACGCAAUAAGAUUGGGGUUGGGAAAAUCUGAUCCUAGAUCUGUAGUUGGGGGUGUGUUGUUAGUCAUAACCAACAAGAUAAUCCCUUCCUCUAUUCAACCGCUCCCCUGUCAUUACAGUUUGUAACCAUAGCAACACACAUGUAGCUUGAAUAUUAAAUAGGGAAUAGAUUUGUAGUAACUAAAGUAGCCCUACUUAUUUUAUGACAAACUUCUCAAUUAAUUUGCGGCACAUGCACCCUGAAAGAGAUGAGUCAUAUUCCUGUUCUUCUGUUGAUUUAAUGGUUGACUAGUCAGACUGGUUGACUAG
This is a messenger RNA of Coregonus sp. 'balchen', 9669 nucleotides long. The record is from the annotation of a GenBank genome assembly. NCBI's taxonomy places the organism in Eukaryota, Metazoa, Chordata, Actinopteri, Salmoniformes, Salmonidae.